AUGCCUUUCAUUCAAGACUCAUUGGGCCAGGAAGUCGUUCCUAUUUGGAUCGAUGGAAAAUCAAGGCCCCUGGAUGCGUCUAGAUACAUCGAGGUAUUCUCCUCGGCUCAAGACAGAGUGGUCCAUUUCGCUCAGGGAGCAACAGAAGCCGACGCACUAGAAGCUGCGGAUGUGGCGUGGAGAUCAUUUCAGCAAUGGAAGAAAACCAAGCCAGAGUAUCGGCGAGACAUGCUUCUCAGGGUGGCGGACUUAUACGAGUCGCGAGCUGACGAGAUCGUCCGCUGGCAGGUUGUGGAGACCUCAUGCACGGAAGCCUUUGCCCACUUCAACAUCAAGCUCGCUGUCGGACUGAUUCGAGAAUUCGCCGGUGCACUGACCACUGCUCUAGUCGGCGACAUCCCGCCGGUCCAAGAGGGCUAUGGCUUUGUGUUCAAGCAGCCGGUCGGGCCGAUUCUUCUGAUCCCUCCCUGGAAUGCCAGCAUUAUUCUGUCUUCCCGGGGUGUUGCAGCCGCGUUAGGCGCUGGGUGCACGGUGGUCAUGAAAGCGUCGGAGCUCUGUCCACGCACACAUUCGAUGAUCGUGGAAAUCUGGCAGCAGGCUGGUUUGCCGAGUGGUUGUCUCAGUCAAAUCCAGGCCAGCCGCAAGGAUGGAGCGCUCAUCACUGAGACCCCGAUUGCGCAUCCCGCGAUCCGCAAGGUCGAAUUUAUUGGGAGUGCCGCCGUUGGGAAAGCCAUCGGCCAGGUCGCCAGCAAGCAUCUCAAGCCCAUAUUGAUGGAGUUGGGGGGUAAGUCCCCUGCCAUCGUGCUCAGGGACGCAAAUCUUGCCAAGGCCGCUGAACAUUGUGCAUUCGGAGCUUUUGUUCAUCAGGGUCAGAUUUGUUUUUCGACGGAGAGAAUCAUAGUGGAGAGACCAGUCGCCGAGGAGUUCAUCUCCUUGCUGAAAAAGCAAAACGGCAUGACUAGCCACGCAGUGUCCAAAGCCAUCUCAAAGCAUGCUCACCAAGUGAUCGAAGAGGCACGUGCCAACGGCGCAGAAUUCUUGCUUGGCGAUAACUCAUACCUCAGCGAUGCAUCGCUGACACCGACAAUCAUCUCUGGAAUCAAGAAGACAGACAGGGUUCGAGACGAAGAAACCUUUGGCCCGUCUGCAACACUGUAUAUCGUGGAGAAUGCCGAAGAGGCGGUCGUGCUAGCGAAUGAUACCGAAUAUGGAUUGAAUGCUACAAUUCACACCAAAGACAUGCUCAAGGCUCUGAAGAUGGCCGGUGAGCUGGACUACGGACAGGUGCAUGUCAACGUGCCCACCACGUACGACGACUUCACGCUGCCCAUUAAAGGCGUCAAGGGAAGUGGUUGGGGCAGCAAUAAUUCUCGCUAUGGCCUUCAAGAAUAUCUGUUUGACAAGACUGUCACACUGCAUAGUGAUAUUGGGGAAGAAACAUCCUUUGCGAAGUAG
Messenger RNA from Exophiala bonariae, 1455 nucleotides. RefSeq lists its product as uncharacterized. NCBI's taxonomy places the organism in Eukaryota, Fungi, Ascomycota, Eurotiomycetes, Chaetothyriales, Herpotrichiellaceae. The transcript has a single exon. The coding region runs from base 1 to 1455 and encodes 484 amino acids. Gene Ontology annotation, molecular function: succinate-semialdehyde dehydrogenase (NAD+) activity. Gene Ontology annotation, biological process: GABA catabolic process. The record is from RefSeq and is a predicted model, not a curated record.